Molecule: messenger RNA, 1300 nt
Organism: Equus caballus (horse)
Lineage: Eukaryota; Metazoa; Chordata; Mammalia; Perissodactyla; Equidae
Gene: FBXO2
Product: F-box protein 2
Biological process (GO): glycoprotein catabolic process; SCF-dependent proteasomal ubiquitin-dependent protein catabolic process
Cellular component (GO): SCF ubiquitin ligase complex; cytoplasm
Molecular function (GO): protein binding; ubiquitin protein ligase activity
Source: RefSeq, a predicted model, not a curated record
UUAAGAGGCGCGGCCCGGCGGGACCCGACCCAGACGCGGGCAGCGCCUGGACUCGCCGCCGCCGCGGGACUCGGGCAGCCCCGCAGCGCUCGGGCUCCUCCUCUCGCGACCGCCUUCGCAGCGAUGGACGGAGACGGUGACCCAGAGAACGUGGGCCAGCCCGAGGAGGCGAGCCUGGAGGAGCAGCAGGAGGAGGCGGGCGCCGGGGAGGAGCGGCCCGAGGAGGCGGAGGCGGAGGCGGCGGCAUACCUGGACGAGCUGCCCGAGCCGCUGCUGCUGCGCGUGCUGGCCGAGCUGCCGGCCGCCGAGCUCGUGCAGGCCUGCCGCCUGGUGUGCCUGCGCUGGAAGGAGCUGGUGGACGGCGCCCCGCUCUGGCUGCUCAAGUGCCAGCAGGAGGGGCUGGUGCCUGAGGGCGGCGCCGAGGACGAGCGGGACCACUGGCAGCAGUUCUACUUCCUGAGCAAGAGGCGGCGCAACCUGCUGCGCAACCCGUGCGGGGAAGAGGACUUGGAGGGCUGGUGCGACGUGGAGCACGGUGGCGACGGCUGGAGGGUGGAGGAGCUGCCCGGAGACUGCGGGGUGGAAUUCAUCCACGAUGAGAGCGUCAAGAAGUUCUUUGCCUCCUCCUUCGAUUCCCCCAGGUGGUGUCGCAAAGCGCAGGUCAUUGACUUGCAGGCCGAGGGCUACUGGGAGGAGUUGCUGGACACCACUCAGCCGGCCAUCGUGGUGAAGGACUGGUACUCCGGCCGCAGUGACGCCGGCUGCCUGUACGAGCUCACGGUGAAGCUGCUGUCCGAGCACGAGGAUGUGCUGGCCGAGUUCAACAGCGGACAGGUGGCAGUACCACCGGACAGCGACGAUGCGGGCUGGAUCGAGAUCUCCCACACCUUCACUGACUACGGGCCCGGCGUCCGCUUUGUCCGCUUCGAGCACGGUGGGCAGGACUCCGUCUACUGGAAGGGCUGGUUCGGGGCCCGGGUGACCAACAGCAGCGUGUGGGUGGAGCCCUGAGUGACCCCUCUUCCAGACUCCCCGAGCUGCCCUGCAGAUAGCCUUAGUCAGCAGCAUCCUCACCAACCCCCACCCCCACCCCGCACUCCUCUCCCGCCCCUCAUUCCAAGCCCAGCCCCCACACCGGGAGAGAGGGUUUUGUUGGCAUAUAUUUGCAUAUAUUUGCAUGUAGAACAGAAGAUGGGUGAGGGCAUGGGCCUGGGCCAGGCCCACCGCUGAAUCCCCCGCACCUAGCACAGUGCCUGCCACAAAGUGGGGGCUCAAUAAAUAUUAUUUGUCCAAGAAAGGA